UUCUUCAUCUGCUUGCGCGGACACAAAGUGUCUGCAUCUUCAUCUCACCAUCGUCUCCUCCGAGGAAGACAAGACACCCCCCCCCCCUGACCCUCUCCCCGCCGAGUCGCCAUGGCAACGGUCAUCUGCACUCGUUUCACGGAGGAGUACCAACUGUACGAGGAGCUGGGCAAGGGCGCUUUCUCCGUGGUGCGUCGCUGUGUCAAAGUACUGUCGGGUCAGGAGUACGCCGCCAAGAUCAUCAACACCAAGAAACUCUCCGCUCGAGAUCAUCAGAAGUUGGACCGGGAAGCUCGAAUCUGUCGUUUACUGAAGCACCCGAACAUCGUGCGUCUCCACGACAGCAUCUCCGAGGAGGCUCAUCAUUACCUCAUCUUCGACUUGGUGACGGGUGGCGAGCUGUUUGAGGACAUUGUAGCCCGGGAAUAUUACAGUGAAGCUGAUGCUAGUCAUUGUAUCCAACAGAUCUUGGAGGCGGUCCUUCACUGUCACCAGAUGGGCGUGGUCCACCGAGACCUGAAGCCAGAGAACCUGCUUCUAGCCUCCAAGUCCAAAGGCGCCGCCGUCAAACUGGCCGACUUCGGUCUCGCCAUCGAGGUGGAGGGCGAGCAGCAGGCGUGGUUUGGUUUCGCGGGGACUCCCGGCUAUCUUUCCCCCGAGGUCCUGAGGAAGGACCCCUACGGGAAAGCGGUGGACCUGUGGGCCUGUGGUGUGAUCCUCUACAUCCUGCUGGUGGGCUACCCCCCGUUCUGGGAUGAAGACCAGCACCGGCUGUACCAGCAGAUCAAGGCGGGAGCGUACGACUUCCCGUCCCCCGAGUGGGACACGGUGACCCCGGAGGCCAAGGAUCUUAUCAACAAGAUGCUGACCAUCAAUCCAGCCAAACGCAUCUCGGCGGCGGAGGCGCUCAAACACCCGUGGAUCUCGCAUCGCUCCACGGUGGCGUCCUGCAUGCACAGGCAGGAAACGGUGGAGUGCCUGAAGAAGUUCAACGCCCGACGCAAACUCAAGGGAGCCAUCUUGACCACCAUGUUGGCCACCAGGAACUUCUCAGGAGGAAAGAGCGGCGGCAACAAGAAGGCCGACGGCGUCAAGGAGUCCUCCGAGAGCACAAACACAACCAUCGAGGACGAGGACACUAGAGUGAGAAAGCAAGACAUCAUCAAAGUGACGGAGAUGCUAAUCGAGGCCAUCAGUAACGGUGACUUUGAGAGUUACACAAAAAUGUGUGACCCGGCCGUGACGGCGUUUGAACCCGAAGCUUUGGGGAACCUGGUCGAAGGGUUGGACUUCCAUCGCUUUUAUUUUGAAAAUUUGUGGUCGAAGAACAGCAAACCGGUGCACACCACCAUCUUGAACCCUCACAUCCACCUGGUGGGGGAGGAGGCGGCGUGCAUCGCUUACAUCCGCGUGACGCAGUACAUCGACGCCAACGGGACGCCACGCACCGUCCAAUCAGAGGAGACUCGGGUGUGGCACCGCCGUGACGGGAAGUGGCAGAUUGUCCACUUUCAUCGCUCAGGCUCCGCCUCCACGCUUAGCAACUGACGUCCUGUCCUUUGAAUGGAUCACUAUCGCCUUGACAACCGAUUGAUUGACAGCAGGCCCGGCAUGUGACACAACCGUCUGGAAUUAGUUUGAGGAGAAAAUGGAGAAAGAGGACGGGUGGGCGGGGCCAAAUCUUUUUUUGACCCACGGAAAAGACUUUAACUCGGUGGUGUACGUAUUUGCUCUCGUGACGUAGUUGAACAAGAUGACAUGCUGAGUGACAGGUGACAGCGCCCCCUAGUGGCCGGAGGCUUUAGCACAAAGACCGUGUUAGCAUAGCAUGUGACUCAUUCGAUGUAAAUGUACUAGUGAAUGUAAACAAAAACAAAAAAUGCCGUGACAGUCAAAAGUGGAUGGUCAUCCAGCAGAGGGCGCUGGGAAAGAAAAUGAAACCGAUUUUUAUUUUUAUUUUUUUUCAUGAAUUGUUUGUUUUCCAUCCAGAAGCUUCCUCUCCGACCUGCGAGCUUCCACACACACCUGCACACAUUUCCUCUUCCUCCUCCAGUCAACUAUAGGCCCCGCCCCUCAAUGACCAUGUGACUAUUAACGCCAUCGUUCCUCAAAAUGACACUUUUCGAUCAUUAAUGACAGUUUCGGGGUUGAAGCCGCGUGCACCUGCUUGAUUAGCAUUUAGGACGGGCGACUUUUUACUGCAUGCUUUUAACUUGGUAACUACUUCCUCUUUGUAAUCGUGUGGCUUGUGGCCUCCGGGCAGGGUCAAAGGUCAGCUUGUUUGCGCUUUUAAAAAACGUUGCUCACGCACACACGCCCCCGCUAAUAUUUAUCUCUACUUUGGUUUGCUCAUGCUUGAAAGUGAAGACAUUAUUGAAAGUGAAAUAUUUCUCUUGGUGCCGUGCUCAUCGUGACUUUAUGACCUCCGACCUCCGCGGUCCGAACCUUACUGCUGUUUGCUGAUGACAUCGUCAUGCAAAUAGACAGGAAGUGCUCCUUUUUCUCCUUUUUUUUUAAGCGCCGUGAGCCGCCGUUGCUUUGGCUACGAGAUACGAUGCGCUACACGUGCUGACAGUCACGUCUCAGGUGUAAAAAAUGCUCGUCGUCGUAAACGUGUCGGUGGCUGCAUGCUCGCCGUGUAACAGGAAGUGAACGUGUGUGUGUGUGUGUAUGUGUGUUGAGUGAGCGCAAGCGCGUCGUGCUCCAGUGUUGUAAAUAAAAAAGUUGAUCCAACCACA
Entelurus aequoreus (snake pipefish) is the source of this 2738-nucleotide messenger RNA. It is a transcript of the gene camk2a, whose product is annotated as calcium/calmodulin-dependent protein kinase II alpha. The transcript is spliced from 18 exons. Bases 112 to 1548 code for a protein of 478 amino acids. Gene Ontology annotation, molecular function: ATP binding; calcium/calmodulin-dependent protein kinase activity; calmodulin binding. Gene Ontology annotation, biological process: protein phosphorylation. The record is from RefSeq and is a predicted model, not a curated record. Gene Ontology annotation, cellular component: cytoplasm; neuron projection. NCBI's taxonomy places the organism in Eukaryota, Metazoa, Chordata, Actinopteri, Syngnathiformes, Syngnathidae.